This is a messenger RNA of Aspergillus puulaauensis, 3177 nucleotides long. RefSeq names its product glycine decarboxylase subunit P (gene GCV2). NCBI's taxonomy places the organism in Eukaryota, Fungi, Ascomycota, Eurotiomycetes, Eurotiales, Aspergillaceae. Gene Ontology annotation, biological process: glycine decarboxylation via glycine cleavage system. Bases 1 to 3177 code for a protein of 1058 amino acids. Gene Ontology annotation, molecular function: pyridoxal phosphate binding; glycine dehydrogenase (decarboxylating) activity; glycine binding. The record is from RefSeq and is a predicted model, not a curated record. Gene Ontology annotation, cellular component: mitochondrion; glycine cleavage complex. The transcript is spliced from 2 exons.
AUGGCUGCGUCCUGGUGCCUGCGCGGCUCUCGUCAGCUCGCACUGCGCGCUCCAUUGCGCACAGUUCCCUCUGCUCCUGCGCGGAGCCGAUUCCUCCCCGCAUACCGUGCUCUGAACACAACAACACAACAGUCUCAUUCAUCCCGGCGGCCUGUUUAUACCAGCUCCUUGGCGGACCACGGUGUUCCUCACCCUCGCGAUGUUUUCCAGCCGCUAGAUACCUUCCCCCGACGCCAUAUCGGCCCCUCGCCGGAGGCCGCAGAAGAGAUGCUGGCAGUCCUCGACCCUCCAGUUGCAUCCCUCGAUGAAUUCGUCAAGCAGGUGCUCCCGCCGGAUGUUCUGUCUAAGAAGAACCUCGAUGUCGCACGUGCAAGCGCCGACGAGGGGCUACCUCGGAGCAGUGUCCACGGAGGCCUGGGUGAGACAGACAUGCUGAAGUUGUUGGACAAAUACCGGGAGCAGAUCGACGUCUCUGGAAAGACAUACAUUGGUGCUGGUUACUAUCCCACGAUUGUGCCUCCGGUGAUUCUCCGCAAUGUCCUGGAGAACCCUGCCUGGUACACUAGCUACACUCCUUACCAGCCGGAAAUCAGUCAGGGUCGUCUGGAGUCGCUCCUGAACUUCCAGACUUUGACCGCUGAUCUGACCGGUCUCCCAUUCGCCAACGCUUCGGUCUUGGAUGAAGCCACUGCCGCUGCUGAGGCCAUGACCAUGUCUUUCGCUACAAUGCCCGCCAGCAAGCAAAAGAAGGCCGACAAGACAUACGUUGUCUCCGAUCUGUGCCACCCUCAGACCAUUGCAGUGAUGCGCUCUCGUGCGGAAGGCUUUGGCAUCAACCUCGUCGUUGGAGACAUCCUGGCCAAUGACUUCCAGCUCGUCAAGGAUCAUGGAGAGCAUCUGAUUGGUGUUUUGGCCCAGUACCCUGAUACCGAGGGUGGUAUCUACGACUAUCAGUCUCUGAGCGAUGCUAUCCACUCCUCUGGCGGUACCUUCAGCGUUGCCACCGAUUUGCUCGCCUUGACGCUUCUGAAGGCACCGGGCGAGUUUGGUGCAGACAUUGCCUUCGGUAGCGCCCAGAGAUUUGGUGUUCCCAUGGGAUACGGUGGCCCCCACGCCGCUUUCUUCGCCUGCGCUGACAAGUACAAGCGCAAGGUUCCUGGCCGUGUUGUUGGUGUUUCCAAGGACCGCCUAGGUAACCGUGCUCUCAGACUGGCACUCCAGACCAGAGAGCAGCAUAUUCGCCGCGAAAAGGCUACCAGCAACAUCUGCACUGCCCAGGCAUUGCUUGCAAACAUGAGCGCCAUGUACGCAGUCUACCAUGGACCUGAAGGCCUCAAGGCAAUUGCUCAGCGCAUCAUGUCCAUGACCACCGCCUUACAGGCGAAGCUUGCAGCUUUGGGCUACAAUGUUCCUGCCAAGUCAAACGUUGCAGACGGUGCUGCUGUAUUCGAUACUGUUACCGUGGAGUUCGCGAACAGCCAGGAAGCCGGCGCCAUCAUUGCAGCUGCACGCGAGAAGAAACUUUUCUUUCGACACGUCUCCCCUACCAAGGUCGGUGUUUCUCUCGAUGAGACCACUGGCCGCGAUGAGGUCAAGACCAUCCUCGAGGUCUUCGCUUCUCACGCCAAGGGUGAAGUUGCCCUUGAGCAGGAGCUCAACCUGGCUCACAUCCCUGCUAGCCUGGAGCGCACAUCUUCCUAUCUCACUCACCCGGUAUUCAACACCCACCGCUCUGAAACCGAGAUGCUACGGUUCAUCCGUCACCUGGAGUCCAAGGACUUGUCUCUGGCCCACUCUAUGAUCCCGCUCGGCUCUUGCACGAUGAAGCUCAACGCUACCACCGAGAUGAUUCCCGUGUCGUACCCCGAGUUCUCUCAGAUGCACCCAUUCCUUCCCGCAGAUGUCGCCAAGGGAUACACUCAGAUGAUUGAUGACUUGGAGCAGCAGCUUGCGGACAUCACUGGAAUGGCCGAGGUAACGGUUCAGCCCAACUCUGGUGCCCAGGGUGAGUUCGCCGGUCUGCGUGUCAUCAAGAAGUUCCAGGAAGCCACUGGCAGCGCCAAGCGCAACAUCUGCCUGAUCCCUGUCUCUGCCCACGGCACCAACCCCGCGAGUGCUGCUAUGGCCGGCAUGAAGGUCGUCACGAUUAAGUGUGACACCAAGACUGGUAACCUUGAUCUCGACGACCUCAAGCUUAAGUGUGAGAAACACAAGGACGAAUUGGCCGCCAUCAUGAUAACCUACCCCAGUACAUUUGGUGUGUACGAGCCCGGUGUCAAGAAGGCUUGCGAACUUGUCCACCAGCAUGGCGGUCAGGUCUACAUGGACGGAGCCAACAUGAACGCUCAGAUUGGUCUGUGCUCACCUGGUGAGAUCGGUGCCGAUGUCUGCCAUUUGAACCUACACAAGACCUUCUGUAUUCCCCACGGUGGCGGUGGCCCCGGUGUCGGUCCUAUCGGUGUCGCAGAGCACCUUCGUCCCUACUUGCCGUCGCACCCCAACAGCGAGUAUCUCCAGUCUAAGCGUUCCGAGUCUUCCUCUCCCCCGAUCAGCGCUGCACCUUGGGGUAGCGCCAGCAUCCUUCCCAUCACCUUCAACUACAUCAACAUGAUGGGCUCUAAGGGAUUGACCCACGCGACCAAGAUCACCUUGCUCAACGCCAACUACAUCCUCUCUCGUCUCAAGGAACACUACCCUAUCCUGUACACCAACGACAACGGCCGCUGUGCCCACGAGUUCAUCCUUGAUGUCCGCAAGUUCAAGGAUACCUGCGGUAUCGAAGCCAUUGACAUUGCCAAGCGGUUACAGGACUAUGGCUUCCACGCGCCGACCAUGUCCUGGCCUGUGGCCAACACCCUCAUGAUCGAGCCUACGGAAUCCGAAAACAAGGCAGAGCUUGACCGCUUCUGCGACGCUCUCAUCUCCAUCCGUCAGGAGAUCGCAGCCGUCGAGAGCGGCGCGCAGCCCCGGGAGGGCAAUGUCCUCCGAUUGGCUCCGCACACCCAGCGCGACCUCCUCGCCACCGAGUGGGAUCGCCCAUACACCCGCGAGGCGGCGGCGUACCCUCUUCCCUACCUCAUUGAGAAGAAGUUCUGGCCCUCCGUAACGCGAGUGGACGAUGCCUACGGAGACCAGAACCUGUUUUGCACGUGCGGGCCCGUCGAGGACAGCGAGUAG